AUGCAAAUACUAAAGUCUUUUUUAACUGAAAGACCUCCUAGUACUGGAAAAACCACCUUAGUCCAUCAGAUAUUGACUAAUGAUAAAAACUUCAACCCUAUUUUUAUUAACUGCCGUAGUGGACAAUUUGACUCUCCAGAAAAUGUAUACAAUUCUCUUUCCAGGCAAUUCAAAACAUUUUUUGAUAAACAAAAAGAAUAUCUAAAGAAUUUGCCAAACUUUGAGAUGGGAUUUAAGGCCAAUAUUCCUGAUUUUGAAUUAUCUUCUACUAAAAAAGAAAAGGAAGAAAUCACUUUUGCUAAAGUCAAUUGGAACUUUUGGAAUAGUUAUAAAUUACCACAACCCAUUUUGGUCAUUGAUGAAGCAAACAGAUUUAGUAGACUUGGUAACAGUCUGAAUGGAGGGCAAGAACUUCUCAAAUCAUUUCUUGACUGGCUGGUUUUAAAUACAAAAGAACAAAAAAGCUUUCAUGCUAUUCUUACUUCUUCUGAUUCAUUUUUUCUUGAUUGGAUCAUAAAUGAUUUGAGCAAGAAAGAAGCUGAAGAAUAUUUUGAAAAGCAUGUUCUUCCUCGAUAUGAAUGCAAAGAGCUUGAAGGCAAAUUUGACCAGGUUUGCAAAAUAACAGGCACACGUAUGUUGAUUAUUGACAUGUAUGUUGGUGAAUACGAAAGAUCUAAAGGGAAGCUUGCAGAUAGGGACUUUUCAGUCUAUGAAUUAGAAUAUGAUAAGUUGUACUGUGGUCUCAAUCCUAAUGAAUUGCAUCCGUAUAAGUCCAGACCACCACUUUGGAAAGAUGAUGAUUUAAUCAAAACUAUGGAAGCAAUAGUAAAUGCAAAGAACUAG
This is a messenger RNA of Rhizophagus irregularis DAOM 181602=DAOM 197198, 843 nucleotides long. Lineage: Eukaryota; Fungi; Glomeromycota; Glomeromycetes; Glomerales; Glomeraceae. The record is from RefSeq and is a predicted model, not a curated record.